AUGGGCAGCCGACGGCCUCCUGUGCCUUGCCGAGGCCGGCGACUGGUGCCGCACGCCCUGUCGCGACCGGACACCGCGGCGGCGGCCAUUGCCCAGGGCAUAGAGCUGUGUCGAGAGAAAAAGUACGAUGCGGCACAAGGAUUGUUUGAAGCAGCGCUCGAACUGCCGGGAACAGGCACAAAAAGAUUUCGGAACAAGCCUCCCCAGAUCAGCAACAGCGAGCGCAUUGCUGCCCUGUACAACAUCGCCUGUUGCCAGGGCCAGCUAGGAAACAUCCAAAACGGCAUGAUAGCCCUGGCUGGGGCUCUAGAAAGCGGCUACGCUGAGUUUGAUCAGAUGAGGAAUGACCCCGACCUUGCCCCGCUGCGGGAGAGCCCAAAGUUUGAGGGACUGCUGCAGCGCUUUGGCGGGGCACAGCCCAAGGGGUUCCUCGAGCGCUUCAAGAGAUGA
Messenger RNA from Auxenochlorella protothecoides, 450 nucleotides. RefSeq lists its product as hypothetical. NCBI's taxonomy places the organism in Eukaryota, Viridiplantae, Chlorophyta, Trebouxiophyceae, Chlorellales, Chlorellaceae. The transcript is spliced from 2 exons. Gene Ontology annotation, molecular function: protein binding. Bases 1 to 450 code for a protein of 149 amino acids. The record is from RefSeq and is a predicted model, not a curated record.